Messenger RNA from Musa acuminata AAA Group (dessert banana), 3689 nucleotides. Its product is annotated as probable polyribonucleotide nucleotidyltransferase 1, chloroplastic. Gene Ontology annotation, biological process: mitochondrial mRNA catabolic process; mitochondrial RNA 3'-end processing. Lineage: Eukaryota; Viridiplantae; Streptophyta; Magnoliopsida; Zingiberales; Musaceae. Gene Ontology annotation, molecular function: polyribonucleotide nucleotidyltransferase activity; RNA binding; 3'-5'-RNA exonuclease activity. The transcript is spliced from 24 exons. Gene Ontology annotation, cellular component: mitochondrion; cytosol; chloroplast stroma. The record is from RefSeq and is a predicted model, not a curated record. The coding region runs from base 91 to 2961 and encodes 956 amino acids.
UCUUUUGGAUAAAGCUUUGAGGCCUCCUCCGCCUCCCUCCGUCGCGGCUUCUCUCUGUCGCCUGUCUCUCCGGAGAUUAUUGCCGACGGGAUGCUCGCAAACCCUACACUACGUCAUGGCGGUCGCGCUCAUCCUUUCUCGUCUCCCUCGGCUCCUCUUUUCUUGUCUUCGCCGUGGCGCACGAGCCUUCUGAUCGCCUCCUCUCGCGUCUGCCCCUUUGCCCCCUUCUCCCGCUCCUUCUCUUCCUUCCCAUCGCUCGGAUGGAAGCGGAGGAGGUCUCGGGUCGGCGCUUCUCUGGAGUCGGUUCCGUGCGAGGUAGGCGGCUCCGCGGAUGAUGGAGCCGGUACCGUGUCGAACAAGUUCUCCGUCGAGAUUCCCUUCGGCAACCGUCGUAUACUGGUGGAGACGGGCCAUAUUGGGAGGCAGGCUAGCGCUUCUGUGACGGUCACCGAUGGGGAAACUAUUGUGUACUGUUCAGUAUGUCUAUCUGACAUACCAAGUGAGCCUUCUGAUUUUUUUCCACUCACUGUAAAUUAUCAAGAACGCCUCUCAGCUGCCGGUCGAACUAGUGGUGGGUUCUUUAAACGAGAAGGGAGAGCAAAAGACCAUGAGGUUCUUACUUGCAGAUUGAUAGACAGACCUCUGCGUCCGACCAUGCCAAAGGGUUUCUACUAUGAAACACAAAUAUUAUCAUGGGUUUUUAGCUAUGAUGGCAUUCAUUCCCCUGAUUGCUUAGCUGUCACAGCAGCAGGCAUAGCUGUAGCUCUUUCAGAAGUACCCUACACAAAAAUAAUUGCUGGUGUCAGAAUUGGUUUGGUGGGAGAAAAGUUUGUCGUCAAUCCAACUACCAAAGAGAUGGAAGAGUCAGAAUUGGACUUGAUAAUUGCAGGGACUGAUAGUGCCAUAUUGAUGAUAGAGGGCUACUGUAACUUUCUCACAGAAGAAAGGCUGCUUGAAGCUGUGGAGAUUGGGCAGGUUGCAAUAAGGGAGAUAUGCUAUGAAGUGGAGUCCUUGGUUAAGAAGUGUGGAAAGCGGAAAUUGGUUGAAGCUAUCAAGUUGCCUCCUAUUGAGCUUUAUAGGCAUGUUGAAGACAUAUCUGGUGAUGAUUUAGUAAAAGCACUGCAAAUAAAAAACAAAAUACCAAGAAGGAAGUCUCUUUCUGCCAUAGAAGAAAAUGUCUUGACAAUACUUACUGAAGAAGGCUAUGUUUUGAAGGAAGAAACCAUUGGAGGUGUGGAGGUGUCAGAGGAUGUCUAUGAGGAAGAAGAUGAAGAUGAGGUCAUAGUUGUUGAUGGUGAAGUUGAUGAAGGUGAUGUUCAUAUAAAGCCAAUGUCACGUAAACCUGUGCCCCUGCUAUUCUCUGAGGUUGAUGUGAAGCUGGUCUUCAAGGAAGUCACAUCCAAGCUUCUCAGGAAGCGUAUUGUGGAGGGUGGAAAACGCAGUGACGGUCGAAGCCCUUCAGAAAUUCGUCCAAUUAACUCACAGUGUAGAUUACUUCCGAGAGCACAUGGAAGUGCUCUGUUCACUCGUGGAGAAACACAGUCACUUGCGGUGGUUACUCUUGGAGAUAAACAAAUGGCACAAAGGAUAGACAAUCUUGUGGAUACAGAAGAAUUAAAGAGAUUUUAUCUUCAGUAUUCAUUUCCACCAUCAUGUGUUGGUGAAGUUCGGCGGAUGGGAGCACCCAGUCGGAGGGAGAUUGGUCAUGGGAUGCUUGCAGAACGUGCACUUGAACCUAUUUUGCCUUCUGAUGAGGAGUUUCCUUAUACCAUUCGUGUUGAGAGCACCAUAACUGAAAGUAAUGGCUCGUCGAGUAUGGCAUCUGUCUGUGGUGGUUGCUUGGCACUUUUAGAUGCUGGAGUUCCUAUUAAGAACUCUGUUGCUGGGAUAGCAAUGGGUAUGGUCUUGGAUACAAAAGAAUUUGGAGGGGAUGGGACCCCACUAAUUCUCUCUGAUAUUAGUGGAUCUGAAGAUGCUUCUGGAGAUAUGGAUCUUAAGGUUGCGGGUGAUGAAAAUGGUAUAACUGCAUUUCAAAUGGAUAUCAAGGUUGGAGGGAUUACCUUGCCUGUAAUGCAACAAGCACUUGUUCAAGCAAGAGAUGGACGGAAACAUGUUUUAGCUGAAAUGAUGAAGAGCUCCCCACCUCCAUCAAAGCAACUCUCUAAGUAUGCUCCAUUGAUUCAUGUUAUGAAGGUUAAACCUGACAAAGUCAAUAUAAUUAUUGGGAGUGGUGGGAAGAAGGUUAAAAGCAUCAUCGAGGAGACUGGAGUUGAAGCUAUUGAUACCCAAGAUGAUGGGCUAAUUAAAAUUACUGCAAAGGACUUGUCAAGUUUAGAGAAAUCGAAAGCUAUAAUAGCCAAUUUGACAAUGGUUCCAACCGUUGGUGAUAUUUACAGGAACUGUGAAAUCAAGUCAAUAGCACCUUAUGGAGCUUUUGUUGAAAUUGCACCAGGACGGGAGGGUCUAUGUCAUAUCAGUGAGCUUAGUUCAACUUGGUUGGCAAAGGCUGAAGAUGUUGUUAAUGUAGGAGACCAUGUUGAUGUGAAACUUAUUGAGAUAAAUGAAAAGGGUCAACUUCGAUUAAGCCGUCGAGCCCUGCUUCCUGAUGGAGACCUGGACACUAGUGGAAAACCAAAAACAAGUAAUUCCAUAAAAGAGAAUAUACCUCCCCAAGAUGAUCUUGUUAAAAUUGCAGCGAAGAAGCCGUUGAGAAAAGAUGAAACUGGACAGAUUGUAGAUCAAGGUGAGAAUUCUCAGAAAAAGAUCACAGUUCCACUUAAGGAAGCUACUUCAGCUCAAGGAAAAUUGAGUGAUAAAAGCAAGGAAAAGGCUAUAAAGAAAUUAGCUCACCCUGUUAGAGAUGGUCAGUUUGUCAACAAACAAAAAAAGAGCAUUGACAAAGCAGUUACUGGUGUGGUUCCGUCAGAAGGAAUGGUUAACGGAGAAGUCAAAACUGGGUAGUGGUUGUGUAUUAUCUCAUAACUUGCUUAAAGUACCACAGCUCAGAACCUCUGGUACUGAAUAUGCACUGCAGUCUCUGGGAAAGGAUCUCAAGAUGUUGAACGAGAUGAUGCUGGUUUCUUAACUGUAUUCAUUUACAUCCGAGGAAGAUGGUGGCUCCAUUUGUUUCUUUCACUCCUGUGUAGCCAUUAUUUUGAUCAUCAAACUGGACUCUGACCAUGGAUGCAUUGCAGUAAACCGUGCAGAAUAUCUGCCAUCAUUUACACCCUGCUUUAUGCAAAUUGCAAACACUUUCUUUGGAUGCAUUCCUUUUUAUUUUUUCAUCUAAUGAAAGCAAUGUGAGAUUCAGGAUGGAUUUCCCACAGCAAGAGCAAUCAUCAGAUUAGAACAGACGAGCAAAAUUAUGUGUAUGAGUAGUUAUUUCUUUGGUGUGGGAAGAUAAGAUCAAUUUGGCAGAGUAACUAGUGGAUCUUUCUCCUUUUCUUUGGCCUGCCAUGGGUGAGCCCGAACCUACAACUGAUUAGAGUUGAACAAAUUUUGUUGUUGUUGUUGUUGUUCAGUUUAUUUGUUUUGGUAAGCUUGUCUCUAUAAAUUAGCAGGACGUACAAUCAAUUGUAUAUGCAGAAUAUAUGGUGUUGGACACUGCUGAGAUCUUGGCUACAUUACAAGGAAGUUGGGAACCUCUAUUUUGUCAAGACUUAUUUUAUUUUAUUAUUUGUUUUUUAAAA